This is a messenger RNA of Miscanthus lutarioriparius, 1437 nucleotides long. NCBI's taxonomy places the organism in Eukaryota, Viridiplantae, Streptophyta, Magnoliopsida, Poales, Poaceae. The record is from the annotation of a GenBank genome assembly.
AUGCACGUCCUUCCACUCCACCCCCUCAUGCUCCUCGCCUGCCAUCACCGCCGACUCCGGCUGCCGCCGCUCCUCCGCGGGCUCGUCGCACCGCUGAAGAAGAAGAAGCUCGGCCUGGGCGGAACGACCGUCGAAGCUAUGCUCAGCUCACUCCACCACCACCACUCCGACGACGACGACGACACCGACAACAACAAUGGCAACAAGAACGGCAGCAGCAGCAACAGCGGCGGCGGCGUCCUCGCGGCGGCGGUGCCGUCCUCGCGGGACCUCGUGCUGGCCUGCGCCGACCUGCUGCAGCGCGGGGACCUCCAGGCCGCGCGCCGCGCCGCGGGGGUCCUCCUGUCCGCGGCGUCCCCGCGCGCGGACGCCGCCGACCGCCUCGCCUACCACUUCGCGCGCGCGCUCGCGCUCCGGGCGGAUGUCAGGGCCGCCGCCGCGGGCCGCAUCGUCGCCCCGGGCUUGGUGGCCGCCGCUACUUCCUCCGCCGCCGCGUGGCCGGCGUCGUCUGGCGCCUACCUCGCGUUCAACCAGAUCGCGCCCUUCCUGCGCUUCGCGCACCUGACGGCGAACCAGGCCAUCCUCGACGCCGUCGAGGGCGCGCGCCGAAUCCACAUCCUCGACCUGGACGCCGCGCACGGCGUGCAGUGGCCGCCUCUCCUGCAGGCGAUCGCCGAACGCGCCGACCCGGCCGCGGGACCGCCGGAGGUGCGCAUCACCGGCGCCGGCGCCGACCGGGACACCCUCCUCCGCACCGGCAGCCGCCUCCGCGCCUUCGCCCGCUCCAUCCAGCUCCCCUUCCACUUCACGCCGCUCCUGCUCUCCUUCGCCGCCACCCAUCAUCAUCAGCAGGUCGCCAGCGCGAGCACCACGACGACCACAUCGAGCGCGGCCACGAGCCUGGAACUGCACCCGGACGAGACGCUGGCCGUCAACUGCGUCAUGUUCUUGCACAAGCUAGGCGGGCAGGACGAGCUUGCCGCCUUCUUGAAGUGGGUGAAGGCCAUGGCCCCCGCCGUGGUGACCGUCGCGGAGAGGGAGACAAUCGGCGGGGGUUUCGACCGCAUCGACGACCUGCCCCAGCGGGCCGCGGUUGCCAUGGAUCACUACUCGGCUGUGUUCGAGGCGCUCGAGGCGACUGUGCCGCCGGGGAGCCGGGAGCGGCUAGCGGUGGAGCAGGAGGUGCUCGGCAGGGAGAUCGACGCCGCGCUGGGUGCCUCCGGUGGGAGGUGGUGGCGCGGACUCGAACGGUGGGGAGCAGCGGCGGGCGCCGCCGGAUUAGCGGCGCGGCCGCUCAGCGCGUUCGCCGUGUCGCAGGCACGGCUGCUGCUGCGGCUGCACUACCCGUCGGAGGGCUACCUCGUGCAGGAGGCGCGCGGCGCGUGCUUUCUUGGGUGGCAGACGCGGCCACUGCUGUCCGUGUCGUCGUGGCAGUAG